AUGUUCUAUGGCUCUAUGGUUCUUAACGAUCAGAUGUUUAGGAAUGACGAUGAUGCUGAGAAACAAAUUGUAAUAAGGCCACGCCAGGGUAAGAGACUGGCUUAUAUAAUGCAAUGUCUUGCACAGAUCUAUCGCCUGAUUUACAACGAUCAGCAGUCCACGAAGCGCGAUUUGUUCUAUGAACAGAAAAAGCUGUACAAGAGCCAGGCAAAUCUUGACCGGACAAUUACUAGCAUAUGUGACUUACUAAACGAGGCCCGCGUGGCCCUUAAUAUUGUUUCCAGUAGUAAAGGAAUUUUGUUUGGUGCUCUUGCAUUUAUGACUAGCGAGGGGAAGUUGAUUGACUGUAGGAGUCAACCGCGUAUUGUUUUUAAUCAUUCCAUGGUUUCCUUUCUUUCAUUUGCAAACCAAUUUGCACUUUUCAUUAUUGUUGUAGAGAAAGAUGCUAUUUUCCAGAAACUUAUUGAUGAAGGCUAUUUCGAAUACUUUCCGAAGAGUUUGCUGGUUACGGGGAAAGGAUAUCCUGAUAUUUGUACCCGCAAGGUUCUGCAGUGGAUUGUGGACCAGUUGGCAGUUCCGAUAUAUGGUUUAUUUGACAGCGAUCCUCAUGGCAUUGAAAUAAUGUUGACAUACAAAUACGGCUCGAGUUCGAAUUGUGUAGAAGGACGACAUUGCCACGUUAAGCAGAUUCAGUGGUUAGGGUAUCCAUCAGAUAUUCCGCUAUUACCUAUCGUAAACCAUCAUUUUCUAAAGCUUCGUAACAGCGAUUUCAUGAAGAUUAAGAGGAUUCGUCGAAGGGCUCAAGUGUUAGGAGAACAUAAUGUAGUGGAUGAGUUGAGUAUUUUAAGGCAGGUUGGUGAGUAA
This is a messenger RNA of Angiostrongylus costaricensis, 864 nucleotides long. The record is from the annotation of a GenBank genome assembly. Lineage: Eukaryota; Metazoa; Nematoda; Chromadorea; Rhabditida; Metastrongylidae.